GGGAAUUAAAAUUCAAUUAACAAACACAGAUUUUACUCGAAAACUUCCCUGCUGUUCAACUCCAACUCCACUAUCCUUGAGCUUUUAGAGCACAAUGAAAGCACCGGCGUCAACUUUCUCUAAAGCCCCCGUCAAGUUCAGGAUGCCGACUGCGGACAACUUGGUACCAAUUCGUUUGGACAUCGAAAUCGAUGGGCAGAGAUUCAAAGAUGCUUUUACUUGGAACCCUUCUGAUCCGGAUUCGGAAGUCGCUGUAUUUGCAAAAAGGACGGUGAAAGAUUUGAAGCUGCCUCCAGCAUUCAUAACACAGAUUGCUUCAUCCAUUCAAUCGCAGCUUGCAGAAUUUCGAUCAUUUGAAGGACAAGAUAUGUACACUGGCGAGAAGAUUGUUCCUAUUAAGCUUGAUCUUCGAGUUAAUCAUACACUUAUAAAGGACCAAUUUUUGUGGGAUUUGAACAACUUUGAGAGUGAUCCGGAAGAGUUUGCUAGAACCUUCUGCAGAGAUCUGGGCAUUGAGGACCCUGAAGUUGGACCGGCAGUUGCCUUUGCAAUUAGAGAGCAGCUUUUUGAGGUUGCAACUCAAAGUGUAGCUUCAGCAAGAGAAAGCAGACUAAGCAAGAAGGGUCGACGGGGGUUUGAAUAUGUUCCAGCCAGUAAAGCAGGUGGUGCUGUACUGGACCUGGUGAAGCUAUUUGGUCAUAAAUCUAGUGUUGUUCGGAAAAGAAAGGAGUGGGAAGUAUACGAACCCAUUGUUGAUCAUCUAUCUAAUGAGGAAGUGGAUGCCCUUGAAGCAAGAGAAGAGAGGAAUUUCCGGUAAAUCAACCCUGAUGGUGGGAAUAGAUGUAGAUUUUAAGCUCCUUCGAGUUGACUAAGAUUUGUCAAUAUCAUGAAAAUCCUUUUGCAUUGUUUACAGACUUUUGCAAGUUCUAGGAAGUUGUAAGUCACGGGAUUGCACAUUGAAUGUUGUAUCACUUGGAGUUUAGUUUCUCCCUCAACUUUCUGUAGACACGUGAUUUAUAAUCUUUUGUAAAUUGCAUCUGGUGUAACUCAUGGAUUUUAACUUUUGAAUCAGUGAUAAGUUUCCAGUAGAGCUGCCGA
Molecule: messenger RNA, 1098 nt
Organism: Juglans regia (Persian walnut)
Lineage: Eukaryota; Viridiplantae; Streptophyta; Magnoliopsida; Fagales; Juglandaceae
Product: chromatin structure-remodeling complex protein BSH
Exons: 10
Coding region: 95-817 (240 amino acids)
Biological process (GO): chromatin remodeling; regulation of transcription by RNA polymerase II
Cellular component (GO): nuclear chromosome; nucleus
Molecular function (GO): transcription coregulator activity
Source: RefSeq, a predicted model, not a curated record